This is a messenger RNA of Alternaria burnsii, 1287 nucleotides long. RefSeq lists its product as uncharacterized. The coding region runs from base 1 to 1287 and encodes 428 amino acids. The transcript has 2 exons. The record is from RefSeq and is a predicted model, not a curated record. Lineage: Eukaryota; Fungi; Ascomycota; Dothideomycetes; Pleosporales; Pleosporaceae.
AUGGCACGCUAUCAACUCCGAAGGCCGUCCCCGGUCAAGGUCUUCCCAAAGCGCAUUCGUCAGGUCGAUCCUGUUGCAAGUACGAUGCCUGCUGCAGAAGCUGAAGAGGAAGAAGGCCCAGAGAGCCCAGAUUCACCAUUCAGCAGCCCAUCAACAGUCGGUGACAUAUCCGAGAGCGAGGAUUCGGAAUCCGAAGACGAGGCCGAGCCACCAUCACCAGUUGAAAGCGGUGCCACAGCUGCAUCUACUGCAACUCUGGAUGCCACUACAACCGUGAGUGCUACUUUAACUGUGGGUGCUACUUCGACUGCGAGUGCUACUUCAACUGCCGCUAUAUCAAUGUCAACCUCUUUAUCGGAAAAUAAAAGUUCGGCUACGGCUGUGCCUUCCUUCACCUUUGGCAGGCCAUCUUCAGGAAAGGAUGCACCGCAACCCCAGAUUACCGGGUCCACACUCUCAACUGCUGUUCGUCCUACCAUAACAUCAACCAUCAUCAAGGAGGUCAGACCAACAGAACCUCCGAAGCUGUCUUCGGCAAUGGCUUCAGUAUCUCUAGCUCCGCCACCUGUGAACACAGCUGAGCCAGAACUUUCCGGCGAGAGUAGUGUCCCCCAAAGGCUUCCACAACGGGAACAAGAGCCUAUCAUGACAAAAGACGCCAUGAUUGCAGCAAUAGUGUUGGGUGUACUUGGUGCAUUAGCGCUGCUUGUCGCUGGAGUAAUUUUCAUCAAGCGCCGCAAACGUAAGCACGGUUAUAUCGAUGCGGAUCCAUCAUUUGAAUCCUCCAAUCCUUACGCACCCGCCUCCAUCCCACCUCCAGAGACCGCACACGUAGGCACCGCAUCCUCGAUCUUCGCGCGUCUCAAUGGCGGCGACGGUGCUGGCGGAAACGGUCAUUUGACCCGAUCCACCGACCGCAGCAAUACACUAUUCGGUCCAGGCCCGUACUCCCGCCCCGAAACCGUUUCUACCGAGCGCUCAACCCGUGUACCACCAACGCCAAAUCCGUUUGCUGAUCCACCCCUCAACAAAGCGUACGAUGUACUAAACAACCGACCUAGAAGUACGACGCUUACGGAUCGAGGAAGUUGGCAGCAAAAUCCCUUCAAAAAUCCAGAGAGCGAGCGGUUCGAUCCUUUUGGAGAGUUGAAAGAGAAGGCCAGAAGGGAAAGGAUACGGUACGUGGAGGAUGCGAGACGAGAAGCCGAGUUGAGGAAGCAGAUGGAGCAGAAAGAGGCGAUGGGACUCCGGCCGGAUGGUAUACCGUGGGAUGGCGGAUAUCGGUGA